GUUGGUGUCGACAGUCCAAGCCACGAUGGCCACAGUGUCGGGGAUCAUGGUUGUCCGUAACUGCAAGGAUGUGGUGUACGACAGGCACUGGCUGGCUGUGGAGUACAUCUGGGUCCUGGUUCCCUACAUGACCUAUGACAUUUAUGUCAUGUACCUCUGCCACUGGCACAAGACCCUGGACAGGGGGGUUGUGGAGAAGAAGCACUCGCUGGCCAGCGUGUGGAGCUUCCUCCUGCAGGAGCGGCUGAUGGUGACCCACCACCUCUUCAUCCUCAUCGUGCUCACCCCCAUCACCCAGCACUUCAGGGGAGAGCUGGGGGACUUCUUCGUGGGCUGCAUCUUCAUAGCAGAGCUGAGCACACCUUUUGUAUCGCUGGGCAAAAUCCUCAUGCAGCUCAAAAUGCAGGACACGCUCCUGCACAAGGUCAAUGGGAUCCUCAUCCUGGUGACCUUCUUCCUCUGCCGUAUUCUCCUCUUCCCCUUCAUGUACGCCGCUUACGCCCGGCAGGUGGGAAUCCCAGUUUACAUGGUGCCUUUCCGCAUCCCCCUGCACUGCAACAUCGCCAACGCCUCCCUCAUCGCCCCCCAGCUCUACUGGUUCAGGCUCAUCUGCCGCAAAGCCGCCCGCCUCUACGGCAGCUCCCCCGCCGCCAAGAGCAGAUAAUGGCCCACACAAGGGCGUAAUGCCCAGCAGGGUGUAAGAAAGGGUUCGCCCCCCCCCGCCUCUUCUACCUUCACUGUGGGGACCAGGGUGGGAGCAGAGC
Messenger RNA from Nestor notabilis (Kea), 764 nucleotides. It is a transcript of the gene TLCD3A, whose product is annotated as family with sequence similarity 57, member A. NCBI's taxonomy places the organism in Eukaryota, Metazoa, Chordata, Aves, Psittaciformes, Psittacidae. The transcript is spliced from 4 exons. Gene Ontology annotation, cellular component: membrane; endoplasmic reticulum. Gene Ontology annotation, biological process: lipid homeostasis. The annotation marks the transcript as partial. The record is from RefSeq and is a predicted model, not a curated record.